AUGGCCAAUUAUAUGUCUUCAUGUUUUUUCUCCAACCCCCCAUGUGUCAAGCCCAAGCCCUUGUUCACAGUUACAUGCUGCAGGUCUGCAUCCCAUGGUUCAGGCUCCAACUUCUACGAACUGCUUUCUUUGACCUCCAAAAAUGCAGGAACCGAAGAUAUCAAAAGGGCUUAUAGAACAUUGGCUCUCAAGUACCAUCCUGAUGUCUGUGAUGAUGAAGAUGCCACCAAAACGUUUGUUUUGUUGCACACAGCAUACACGACACUCAUGGAUCCCGUGUUGCGUGAAGACUACGACUCUACGCUAGUCGGCUGUCGUGAUCAACCUGCUGGUCAUGUUUGCGUCGGUUGUGCGGUUACCGACCAGGUUGGAGAGAGGAGGUGGGAGGUUCAGAUCAUGGAGCUCAAGAAGAGGUCUACAACUUGUUAUGGUAAGGAAGGAUCAUGGGGAAGUAGGAUGAGGUUCAAAGCAUUAAUGGUUUGA
Molecule: messenger RNA, 483 nt
Organism: Cynara cardunculus var. scolymus (artichoke)
Lineage: Eukaryota; Viridiplantae; Streptophyta; Magnoliopsida; Asterales; Asteraceae
Product: dnaJ homolog subfamily B member 14-like
Exons: 2
Coding region: 1-483 (160 amino acids)
Cellular component (GO): chloroplast
Source: RefSeq, a predicted model, not a curated record